This is a messenger RNA of Volvox carteri f. nagariensis, 2295 nucleotides long. RefSeq lists its product as uncharacterized. The record is from RefSeq and is a predicted model, not a curated record. The transcript has 14 exons. NCBI's taxonomy places the organism in Eukaryota, Viridiplantae, Chlorophyta, Chlorophyceae, Chlamydomonadales, Volvocaceae. The coding region runs from base 1 to 2295 and encodes 764 amino acids.
AUGUCGUAUGACGUUCAUGACGGUUCACAGGGUCUAUUUGCGGCUGUCCUAUUGGUGCAGGAGACCAUGGAGAGUAAAAAAAGCGCGUUCAGAAAGGGCUGGCUGGGCGUAUUGAGGACCGUGGACGAGUGGUGGAGCUCCCCGGACCAUUGCAUCAUCCCUGGAGUCCCUGGGGUGUUUCCGUACAGCAUCUCCGUGAAUGACGUAUGCGGCGGCCUAGAGGGCAUCACCAGCCUGCCCCUAGCCGACGCCGCCGGCCGUCAGCUUGGUACGGCAGUACUGUUUCGGAGCAACGACGUGCCGUUGCUACACCUGACGGUGGUGCUCGAUGCUUUGGACGACGCUGUCGUACUAUACCGGCCCGGAGAAAUGCCAGGAGACACGGCCUCGUUGCUGCUGUCGCCGUCCCUCCACACGCACACGGGGAGUUUACGGGGCCAGUACUCCCUCCUCGUACGGCAGCCCGCGCCGGCCGCGGCGGUGUCGAUGGCGGCAGCGGCAGCCGGUACAGCAGACCCCGCUGCAGCCACGUCCUACAGCUGCUUCACGUGGUCGUUGGACCUGCGUUCAGUCUGCGACCCGCGUACGAGUCAUCAGGUCGGUCUGGAGGACCUCAUCGGAGGCGGCGGAGCUCACCCGUGUGCAUGUCGAGACGGCAUGGAGGGCUUCAGCUGCCCGCCCCUGGACCUGUCGCGUCUGGCAAUGUUGUACUUUUCGUUGCGGCUCAACGUGACGCUCACUCAGCCCCACGGGGCGGGAUGCGGUCUGGAGGAGGGCCGCUCCGUCACAAUCACCACACGCUUUCCGUCCACUGCUGUUGAUGGCCCCGCGGCGGCGGCGGCGGUGGUGGCGGCGGCGCCGGCGGCACCCAGCGGCGGUCCAAUUCGCAGCGGUUGCUGGGAGCCCUCGGCACCGCCGGCGCUGGAGGCAGUUGCAGUUACAACACUGGCGCGGCGGCAGCGGCGGCUGACGCAUGACGGGGUGCCAACGUACCCGCCGCCGCCGGCGGCGGCGGCGACGCCGGCAGUGACGGUGACGGAGGCCGUUAUUAUUGUACGGAGCCCGUUGACGGCGCUGGUGCAAGCUGUGCAGUGCUCCCAGGCUGUCUUACAAUUAUAUCCCCUUUACGUGACAACGGCAGAGAGCUUCUCCUGCUCGCUCCAGAACCGUCCGCAGGGGGCCGGCACCGAGCUGGCUUUCCGGCUGACCUUCCCCUCCAGCACCGGCCUGACGGGCUUCAACGGUAGCAUGGCCAACAGCAGGUCGUGGGAGGGGCUGCUGGGUGCCAUGGCGGUGGGUUGCGGCUCCCUGGGCACGUAUUCGGAUACCGCUGGGGAGAGCUACAGCGUGUGCGGGGAUGCCGCCCAGGCCGCGAAUUGCAGGCUGAAUGACGUCAUCCUGUUGCCAGGUGCCUCUGCCGUAGUUCCCUUCAGCUGCGACAUGGGUAAGGAUCGCAACAGCGUUUCAGUGACGGGGGUGCUGGCCUCCAGUGCGGACGUGGCGGCAUUCCUGGCCAACGCCAACAUCACUCCCAACGUGGAGACGCUGGCCAGCUUCUUCAACCUCUCCUGCGGAGACUCCCUCGUCGUGGACGCCAGCACGUGCGUUGGACCCACGGGUCGUAUCGUGUACACAGGCCAGGGCUUCCCGGCCAACGUCUGCCGCCGCCGGCCGCCGUCGCCGCCGUCGCCGCCGCCGCAACCCAGCCCUAACCCGCCGUCUCCCAGCCCGCCGCCACCCAGGACUUGGAUCUACCCGCCGUAUCCGCCGUACUCGCCGGAUCCGCCGGAUCCGCUGUACCCUAUUGAUUCGCCGCCACCGGUGUCGACGGCGCCGUUGGCGCCGUCAGCGUUAAGCCCGCCGCUACUGAAGGAACCGUCGUCGCCGUCAGCCUCGCCUCCCCCUUCCCAGCCGGUACAGCUGCUUCAAGCAACAGUGUCCAUGUCAGCAGCAACAACAACGACGACGAUGGCAACAUUUAAUGACAAAAGCAGCUCACACCCACCUACUUACCUAGCUGUAGGGUGCCAAAUGUGCAGCGCCUUCCAGAUGUUCGCGGCGGCAGCUGACGCUGAGAAGCGCGUGGGGACUGCGAUGGGCCUUAAAAAGGAGGGUCCUAAGAAGGACCUCCUGCUCCACCAGCUUCAUCAGGGCGUCCGUGAGGCCGCCGAUCUGCACCCAGGGGAUGAAUGCGAAGACACUGUUGUCAUGGCGGAGGAGGUGCACACCACCCACAUGGCGUCACACAGCAGAGACGUGUUCCGUGCCGUAGGAAAGCUGGACGCAAAUACAUAA